Messenger RNA from Lathyrus oleraceus (garden pea), 1774 nucleotides. RefSeq names its product zinc finger protein WIP6. Bases 330 to 1139 code for a protein of 269 amino acids. NCBI's taxonomy places the organism in Eukaryota, Viridiplantae, Streptophyta, Magnoliopsida, Fabales, Fabaceae. Gene Ontology annotation, molecular function: DNA-binding transcription factor activity. Gene Ontology annotation, biological process: regulation of gene expression; anatomical structure development. The transcript is spliced from 2 exons. Gene Ontology annotation, cellular component: nucleus. The record is from RefSeq and is a predicted model, not a curated record.
GAAAAAGUUGGGUUAAAGACAGGUUUAAUACAAUGUAAAGGUAGAUUUUCACUUGCUUGUUUGGUGCUGAUGGCUUGUCAUUGUUUAUAACCCAUACUCAACAAAUACUAUUACCAAAUUCCAUUCUCAAAAGAGAUUCUAUAAAAAAAACCACACCAUAACCCUACAAAACCUGCUCUAAAAAAAAUUACUAAGCGGGCGCAUGCAAAUUACUGACAGUUUCUAAAACCAAAAAAUACUGAAAAAGUCCUCUCCACUGUCCAUCAUUUUCCUUAUUAUCUAUCUAUCUAUCUUCACUAUCCAUCCAUAGACUCUAUCCCAUCAGCCGCAUGCAUAUUGAUAUCACCAUGCAAACUCAUCACUUCUCAUCGUCUUGUAAAAGUGCCUCCUGCACCAGUUUAGAAGAUGAAGAUUCAAUUUUCCUUUCUCUUGCUCCUCCUGGUCACCAGCAUUUACCACCUUCCAAACUCUCAUCAUCCCCUCAUAUCCCUCCAUUGCAACUAAAUACUCCUACUUCCACUACCGCACCUCCUCAGUUUUGGAUCCCUUCUCCUGCUCAAAUCCUUAUUGGUCCCACCCAGUUUUCUUGCACUGUCUGCAACAAAACAUUCAACCGUUUCAACAACAUGCAGAUGCAUAUGUGGGGACAUGGAUCACAAUAUAGGACAGGACCUGAAUCACUGAGAGGGCCAAAACCAGCGUCGUCUUCAUCCAUACUGAGACUUCCGUGCUAUUGUUGUGCUGAGGGUUGCAAAAACAACAUAAACUAUCCAAGGUCAAGACCGCUGAAAGAUUUCAGGACACUUCAAACACACUACAAGAGAAAGCAUGGCGGGAAAUCGUUCGAGUGCAGGAAGUGUAGGAAGACAUUUGCUGUGAGAGGAGAUUGGAGAACACAUGAGAAGAAUUGUGGGAAGCUUUGGUUUUGUAUCUGUGGUUCUGACUUCAAACACAAAAGAUCGCUUAAAGAUCAUGUUCGUACUUUCGGUAGUGGCCACGCUCCACACACGUUGGAAUCUUUUAGUUUUGAUGAACAUCAAAAAGAAAAUGAAAAUUUCAAGGAAGAAGAAGAGGAAGAAAAUGGAAGUGAAGAUGAAGAAGAAGACAAUGACAGUGAAGUUGCUUUUACUUUCAAUUAAAAAAAUAGUUGUAUGUUUGUUAUUUUUGUUCUUUUGUUGAUUUUGUAAACUACUAGUAAUCUAGCAGUAGUACUUGUAUUUGGUUAAUUAUCUUUGUCUGUGAUAGAAAGAGAGUGAAAAGGAGAGUGAGAAGACAGAGACAAACAGUGAAAGAAAGCUAAGGUUCUUGUUGCAUUAAAUGGUUCAUCCAUGCUUCUUUAAUGUUGCUUUUUUAUGUGAUUUAAAGAGAAAAAAGAGAGUAACGUAACGGAAGGUAGUGAUGAAGAGUAUUCAGUGAGAGCAUAGAAGACACAGAUUCUACUGUUGUUAACAUGUGUAAUUGUCUAGGUGAUUCUAAGGUUGGACAAGAACUUGUGUUACGCUUAGAUGAAGUGUUAGUGUCAGUGAGAGUAAAGAAGGACCACUGAUACAUGCUGUUGCUUUUGGUGUUUCACUCAAAUGGUUCUCUUUUGCCUUUUCAGAACAACUACAAACAGUUCCUAUAUGAAACAUUUUCAGUCAGAGACUCACUGUUUUUCUAUUUAUUGUUACGUAUCUUACUGUUUUUUUAACCUACCGGUGCAAAAGUUAUUGAUCAUAACAAUCAUAUGCUUAUCCAUUUACUUAAUGCAUGUAUAAGUGUAUUGCCUUUUUCU